AUGGCGGCGGCGACGGUCGGGCGGGACACUUUACCUGAGCACUGGUCCUACGGGGUGUGCCGGGAUGGCCGCGUCUUCUUCAUCAAUGACCAGCUCCGCCGCACGACCUGGCUGCACCCGCGCACCGGGGAGCCCGUCAACUCGGGCCACAUGAUCCGCUCAGACCUGCCCCGCGGCUGGGAGGAGGGCUUCACGGAGGAGGGCGCCAGCUACUUCAUCGACCAUAACCAGCAGACCACAGCAUUCAGGCAUCCUGUGACGGGACAAUUUUCUCCGGAAAAUAGUGAAUUCAUUCUUCAAGAAGAGCCGAAUCCACAUAUGUCGAAGCAAGACAGAAACCAAAGACCGUCCAGCAUGGUCAGUGAAACAUCCACGGCUGGGACCGCCUCCACCCUGGAGGCCAAGCCUGGACCCAAGAUCAUAAAGUCCAGCAAUAAAGUCCACAGCUUUGGGAAGAGAGACCAGGCCAUUCGGAGGAACCCCAAUGUUCCCGUGGUGGUGAGGGGCUGGCUGCACAAGCAGGACAGUUCUGGGAUGAGGCUGUGGAAAAGGAGGUGGUUUGUGCUUGCUGAUUACUGCUUAUUUUACUAUAAAGACAGCCGAGAAGAAGCGGUCCUUGGGAGCAUCCCCUUGCCCAGCUACGUGAUCUCUCCUGUGGCCCCUGAGGAUCGCAUAAGCCGCAAAUAUUCCUUUAAGGCUGUGCACACGGGGAUGCGAGCCCUCAUCUAUAACAGCUCCACGGCGGGCUCUCAGGCCGAGCAGUCGGGCAUGAGGACCUACUACUUCAGUGCCGACACCCAGGAGGACAUGAACGCUUGGGUCAGGGCCAUGAACCAGGCUGCACAGGUGCUGUCUCGAUCAUCACUGAAGAGGGAUAUGGAGAAGGUGGAGCGGCAGGCUGUCCCCCAGGCCAACCACACAGAGUCCUGUCACGAAUGUGGCCGGGUGGGACCCGGACAUACGAGAGAUUGUCCUCAUCAUGGCCAUGAUGACAUUGUCAACUUUGAGAGGCAGGAGCAGGAGGGAGAGCAGUACCGUUCCCAGAGGGACCCACUGGAGGGCAAGCGGGACCAGAGCAAGGCCAGGUCUCCGUACUCGCCAGCCGAGGAGGAUGCCUUGUUUAUGGAUUUACCCAGUGGUCCAAGAGGCCAGCAGGCACAGCCCCAACGGGCAGAGAAGAAUGGAAUGAUGCCUGCCUCAUAUGGCACAGGAGAACAGAAUGGGACUGGCGGGUACCAGCGGGCCUUUCCUCCCAGGACCAACCCUGAAAAACACAGCCAGAGGAAGAGCAAUCUGGCCCAGGUGGAGCACUGGGCAAGGGCCCAGAAGGGGGACAGCAGGAGUCUUCCCUUGGACCAGACGCUUCCUCGCCAGGGUCCUGGCCAAUCCCUGUCCUUCCCAGAAAACUACCAGACUCUUCCCAAGAGCACCCGACACCCCUCGGGGGGCUCCUCGCCACCUCCCCGAAACCUGCCAAGUGACUACAAGUAUGCACAGGACCGAGCCAGCCACCUGAAGAUGUCAAGUGAAGAGCGCCGGGCGCACCGGGAUGGCACCGUGUGGCAGCUCUACGAGUGGCAGCAGCGCCAGCAGUUCCGGCACGGCAGCCCCACAGCGCCCAUCUGCCUCGGCUCCCCAGAGUUCACUGACCAGGGCCGGAGCAGGAGCAUGCUAGAGGUGCCCCGCUCCAUCUCUGUGCCUCCAUCUCCUUCAGACAUCCCUCCCCCAGGACCCCCAAGGGUCUUCCCACCCCGGCGGCCACACACACCAGCAGAGCGAGUCACAGUGAAGCCACCGGACCAGAGGAGGAGUGUGGAUAUCUCACUGGGGGAUUCUCCAAGGAAGGCACGGGGCCACGCUGUCAAGAACUCAUCUCACGUGGACCGACGCUCCAUGCCCUCCAUGGGUUACAUGACCCACACCGUCAGCGCUCCCAGUUUACAUGGAAAAUCGGCUGAUGAUACCUACCUCCAGCUGAAGAAAGACCUGGAGUACCUAGAUCUAAAGAUUAAAAAUAAUGAACCUUUGAUCAACGUGCUUUACAAAGUGCUGAAGAAGUCAGCACGGGGCUGUCGGCCCAGGAGAAGCAUGACAGGCCGGGACCUUCUCAAGGAUCGAAGUCUGAAGCCUGUGAAGAUCGCUGAGAGCGACACUGACGUCAAACUGAGCAUCUUCUGUGAACAAGACAGGGUCCUCCAGGACUUGGAAGACAAGAUACGAGCCCUUAAAGAGAACAAAGACCAGCUAGAAUCUGUGCUGGAGGUGUUGCACAGACAGAUGGAGCAGUACCGAGACCAGCCCCAGCACUUGGAGAAGAUUGCCUACCAGCAGAAGUUGCUGCAGGAGGACCUCGUCCAUAUCCGAGCUGAGCUCUCCAGAGAGUCCACUGAGAUGGAAAAUGCUUGGAACGAAUACCUGAAGUUGGAGAAUGAUGUGGAACAGCUGAAGCAGACCCUGCAGGAGCAACACAGAAGAGCCUUUUUUUUCCAGGAGAAAUCGCAGAUACAGAAAGAUCUAUGGAGAAUUGAAGAUGUCACUGCAGGCCUGAGUACAAAUAAAGAGAACUUCAGAAUUCUAGUGGAGUCAGUCAAAAAUCCGGAGAGAAAAACGGUGCCUUUGUUUCCUCACCUGCCUGUGCCUUCACUCUCAACUUCUGAGAGCAAGCCGCCCCCACAGCCCAGUCCUCCCACCAGCCCUGUGCGGACCCCUCUGGAGGUUCGACUCUUCCCCCAGCUGCAAACCUACGUGCCGUACCGACCUCACCCACCCCAGCUGAGGAAAGUGACAUCCCCCAUUCAGUCACCAACUAAGGCGAAGCCCAAAGUUCAGGAAGAUGAAGCACCUCCCAGGCCCCCACUCCCCGAACUCUACAGCCCAGAGGAACAGCCCCCGGCUGUGCCGCCUCUGCCAAGAGAGGCCACCAUCAUCCGGCACACAUCUGUGCGGGGCCUCAAGCGGCAGUCAGACGAGAGGAAGCGAGACCGGGAGCUGGGGCAGUGUGUGAACGGGGAUUCCAGGGUGGAGCUGCGGUCGUAUGUCAGUGAGCCUGAGCUGGCGACCCUCAGCGGGGACAUGGCCCAGCCCUCCCUGGGACUUGUGGGCCCUGAGAGCAGGUACCAGACGCUGCCAGGCAGAGGGCUCUCAGGGUCCACGUCAAGGCUCCAGCAGUCGUCCACCAUUGCUCCCUACAUCACACUCCGGAGGGGUCUCAAUGCCGAAAGCAGCAAGGUGACCUUCCCUAGACCUAAGAGUGCCUUGGAGCGCCUGUACUCAGGGGAUCACCAGCGGGGCAAGAUGAGUGCGGAGGAGCAGCUGGAGCGCAUGAAGCGACACCAGAAGGCCCUGGUCCGAGAGCGCAAGAGGACACUGGGCCAAGGGGAGAGGAUGGGCCUGCCCUCAUCUCGCUACCUCAGCCGGCCGCUCCCUGGAGAUCUUGGCUCAUGGAAGCGUGAGCAGGACUUUGACCUGCAGUUGCUGGAACGGGUCGUGCAAGGGGAAAAAAAGGACAAGGAGGAGAAUGGCUGGUUGAAAGUGCAGGCCAUGCCUGUCACUGAGUUGGACCUGGAGCCUCAAGACUAUGACUUGGACAUCAGCAGAGAGCUGUCCAAACCAGAGAAGGUGUCAAUCCCUGAGCGCUAUGUGGAGCUAGAUCCCGAAGAGCCACCCAGCCUUGAGGAGCUGCAGGCGCGGUACCGCAAAGCCGAGAAGAUCCGCAACAUCCUCGCCCGGUCAAGCAUGUGCAACCUACAGCCGACCUCAGGCCAGGACCGGAACAGUGUGGCUGACCUGGACUUGCAGCUGCAGGAGCAGGAGCGCAUCAUCAACAUCUCCUAUGCCCUGGCCUCCGAGGCCUCCCAGCGUAGCAAGCAGGUGGCAGCACAGCAGCUGGCCCUCCUCCCGCCUAAAGGCCCCCUGUCUUCCAGGACGGUGCCACAUUACCCCCCUUUUACCAACGGACUCCACUACACCUUUGUCUAACACCUUCCAACCCAGGCAGUGACUGACCCGUGACCCAGCAUGCAAAGGAGAAGCCUGGAGCCAGGGGCCCAGUGGAACCAGCUUCCUCCAAGGAGAUGACCUUUCUGCCCCCAAGGAAACCCCUUCCAGCUGAGCAGGGAAUCCGGUUGGAGGAAGGAGCAGCUUACCAACUGCGGGUAUUCACCACAGGCCAGGCCCUAAUAUGCACCCACUAGUUUAGCUCAGACUCCUCUCUACAUAUGAAUGGCAAAGGCACUUUUGAUACACACUGUAAAAUACACUGUAUUUUAGAAUUGGAAUCUAUUUUCUGAUGUUCACCUCAAGGGCUGAGUGGCAGGAAGGUUGAGGAUGCAGGACUUUGCAGCUGCACAUACAGAUUCAGGUACUUUUGGGUGACAGGUUUUGAGGGGGCGGGAAGGGCGGGGCAAGUCGAGGCUAGUCGAACUUCCAAUGACCUCAGGAGAAAGUGAGAUUUGAAGAGGUGUUCCCAGUAGACUCCAGCAAGAGGCUGGUUGGCGUGCUGUCUGGGAGAAGAGGGGCCCUUGGCUGCAGAGAUCAGCUGUCCCUGACCUGAUGACCAGCUCUGUGUGAAACUCCACCAGGAUUGCACGUGGAGCCCAAGUCUGUGCCUUGCCCCUUGGGUUUGGCUUAGGGGCAACAGUGUGUUCAAGAGGACUGGGGCCCACAACCUGCCCCCAGGCUUCCCUCAGCAAAGGGCUGUUGUCAGAAAGAAAAAAGCAGUUUGCUAUCUUUUUUUUUUUUUGAGACGGAGUUUCACUCUUGUUGCCAAGGCUGGAGUGCAAUGGCACGAUCUUGGUUCACUGCAACCUCUGCCUCCUGGGUUCAAGUGAUUCUCCUGCCUCAGCCUCCCAAGUAGCUGGGAUUACAGGCAUGUGCCACCAUGCCUGGCUAAUUUUAUAUUUUUAGUAGAGACGGGGUUUCUCCAUGUUGGUCAGGCUGGUCUCAAACUCCUGACCUCAGGUGAUCCAUCCACCUCGGCAUCCCAAAGUGUUGGGAUUACAGGCGUGAGCCGCCACGCCGGGCCUGCUUUCAUUUUUAACAGUACGCAUUGAAGUACAGAAAAGGUGAGAGGAAGCAACUUUCAUUGUAUCAUAGCAAUAAACUCCACACUGGGUGACAUCUACCUAGAAAUCCCUUCCCUCCAACCAGGCCAUGAUGGGAACCUUUGCUGCCUGCCCUUGGAGAACCCCGGAUUGGCUUCCCUGGGACUCAGGUCUGGUGGCAGGAGGGCAGCAGUGUGCCCGCACCAUCCUUCAUGGCCUGCUGCCAGCAGGGUCAUAAUGGCAGGACUUUGAUUUGACUUCCAGCCCCACAUGAGGAGGGGGGCUACGAAGCCAGGUGCAGUGUUUGUGGCCCUUUAUUUAAGUUGUUUUCUUAUAUUAUUCUGCAUAUAAACAAUGAUGUUUAAAUGGAAAAAACAACAACAACAAAAACCUCCAUUGGGUGGAGCCACACUUUAAAUGAAAAUUUCUCUUUGACUAUGCUCAGAAAAAAAAAUAGAAUUUUGAAUAUAUUUAGCAGUUGUCGUCUAUUUUUAACUAACUCCAUAUGCUGCCAGUAUCGACUUCAUGACAUUUGCCAAAAUAAAAUUUUAUUUUUGCCUUUAUAAGAUUUUCUUGGAAAAAAUGAAAUGAAUAUUUUGCAAGAAAAAGUAAAUUUAAAAAUGUAAUGGUUUGCAAAACCAAUGUGAUGUACAGAUUAAAAUAUUACCUGAUGCGUUUCCUGUUUCUUGCUGGCUAUGGUCUCUGGUGAGUGGCCUGUGUACAUUUGUUUCCGUUUCUUUGGAAAAUCCCCACUGUCAGCUCUCGGCCCUGCUUCUGUUUACCUAUGAAAAGUUUCUUCUGGUGACGAUUCCUUGACAUCUGAUUGACUGUAGAGGCCUGGAGUGAGGAGGCCUGUGCUUCUGGGCCCCUGGCUAGGCUUCCACAGUUGCUCAAGGCAACCCCCUACCCCAUCCCAGUCAAG
Molecule: messenger RNA, 5964 nt
Organism: Pongo pygmaeus (Bornean orangutan)
Lineage: Eukaryota; Metazoa; Chordata; Mammalia; Primates; Hominidae
Gene: PLEKHA7
Product: pleckstrin homology domain containing A7
Exons: 29
Coding region: 1-3978 (1325 amino acids)
Biological process (GO): cell-cell adhesion mediated by cadherin; epithelial cell-cell adhesion; pore complex assembly
Cellular component (GO): zonula adherens; pore complex
Molecular function (GO): protein binding
Source: RefSeq, a predicted model, not a curated record